This is a messenger RNA of Cryptomeria japonica (Japanese cedar), 753 nucleotides long. Its product is annotated as transcription factor MYB3-like. The record is from RefSeq and is a predicted model, not a curated record. The transcript has 3 exons. Lineage: Eukaryota; Viridiplantae; Streptophyta; Pinopsida; Cupressales; Cupressaceae. The coding region runs from base 1 to 753 and encodes 250 amino acids.
AUGGGAUCAUGGAGCAAGAUGGGAUCAUGGAGCAAGGAUGAAGAUGACAAGCUCAUUGCAUACAUCCACGAACAUGGCGAACACCGCUGGAAGUCUCUUCCCAAGGCAGCAGGACUUCGGAGACGUGUGAAGAGCUGCAGACGCAGAUGGUCUCGGAUUGCAGGGAGAUUGCCUGGGCGAACGGACAAUGAAAUAAAGAAUCACUGCGAAUCGACCCACAUCAAGAGAAAAUUGUUGAGCCGGGGAAUCGACCCACAGUCGCACCGCACCAUUCAGCCCUUCCACAGUGAUGGCAGCCGUAGCAGAGAUGACAGGUCUCCCAGUCAAGAAAUUUCAUUGGUGGAUUCUUUACAGAGUGAGCGCUGCAUUGUGACAGGCAAUUUCGAUCUUGCUGCUUCAAAUGGUGAGCACCGCACAAUUCAGCCCUUCCACAGAGAUGACAGGUCUCGCAGUCAAGAAAUUUCAAUGGUGGAUUUUUUCCAGAGUGAGCGCUGCAUUGUGACAGGCAAUUUCGAUCUUGCUGCUUCAAAUAUUGAGCGCCACACAAUUCAGCCCUUCCAUAGAGAUGACAGGUCUCUCAGUCAAGAAAUUUCAAUUGUGGAUUUUUUCCAGAGUGAGCCCUGCAUUGUGACAAGCAAUUUCGAUCUUGCUGAUUCAAAUGGCGCGAGUGGAAGCGAAGAGACGUCUGAUGUGAAUCUGGAAUUCACUCUCGGUUUGCAGUCUUCUGCCUCUCGUGCGAAUAAAUCGCAAUAG